Aspergillus ibericus CBS 121593 is the source of this 1741-nucleotide messenger RNA. RefSeq names its product Dor1-like family protein. Gene Ontology annotation, cellular component: COG complex. The record is from RefSeq and is a predicted model, not a curated record. The transcript has 2 exons. Lineage: Eukaryota; Fungi; Ascomycota; Eurotiomycetes; Eurotiales; Aspergillaceae. Gene Ontology annotation, biological process: intra-Golgi vesicle-mediated transport; cytoplasm to vacuole targeting by the Cvt pathway. Bases 263 to 1741 code for a protein of 492 amino acids.
AUGAACUUGAUGGACAUCAAGAAUGGAGUCUAUAAAUAUUAGCUCCCUCACUCCAGAGGUGACUGUAUUCCUAGUAUCCGUAAUACCAACAAGGCAUCGCAGCGCCGGCAAGCCGACUUCGCCAGUUGCCGCAACGGCCGCCGUAGCCAUCGCGAACCCGCAACCAAUCUGGCUUGUUUCCUCCUCCGCACCCUGACCGGCCAUUCCAUUCUCUUCCCCUCCACUGUCCCGGCUCCCAGCAAAGAAGCAGGCCCCGCCAACAAUGGCCGACUAUCUAUAUGACCUCCUUGCCCCUCAUCUGGCCGCGACCAAGGCCUCUGCCGCCCUCUGCGACCCCGAUCACGAUACCACCACGGCUCAAUACCUCAACCGACUUCCUACCCUCUCCCUCCAAGCCUUACAGUCCACGGAAUCCCAGUCCUUGACGCAGUCAUCUCAUUCCACCCUCCUGUCACUUCAAGCUCUGUCCAAUCGCUCACACAAGGCCUUUGUCACGUCCGCCGAUCGCCUGUCCAACCUCCGCGCGUCCAUCCCCCAGUUGACCCGGGACGCACAGCAACUCCGAGAUGCGGUCCCGAAACUCGACGAAGAGGCGGUCCAGUUCUCGUCCAAAUACAGCAGAGCAGCCGAAAAUGUAGCCCUCGAACAACGAAAGAAGGUUAUGCAGCUGGCUCGAAAUGUCGAUCGGCUGUCUGACAUCUUGGAGCUACCCACACUGCUCUCCACGGCCGUCUCCUCCGCAGCUGCCAGUUCAGGCACGACAGGGACCUCGGUUUCAACGACCUAUUCCACGGCAUUGGACCUGUACGCGCACAUCAAGCGGCUGCAGACAUUAUACCCCGACUCCCCGCUCAUCAAAGACGUGGUUUCCCAGGCCGAGGACGCGAUGAAGGAUAUGACAUCAAAUCUGAUUGCGGGUCUCCGGGCGCAGAACCUGCGAUUAGCGGCUGCAAUGAGAACGGUAGGCUGGCUGCGAAGAGUGGCACCGGAGCUGGAUAACCUGCACAACGACGGCUCCCCCGGGUCGGGAGAAGGUGCCUUGGGGGCCAUCUUCCUGAUCUGUAGGCUGGCGAACUUGAUUACUAUGCUGGAAGCUUUGGAUCCUCUACGAGAGCUAGCCGAUCAAGAGACGCACCGCAGGGCCCCGACGAUGGACAAAAAGAAUGGUGCGACGGGCGCAUGGUCGGAAGGGCACCAGACAGAGAAGUACCUGAAACGCUAUGUCGAGAUUUUCCGCGAGCAGAGUUUUGCAAUCGUCUCUCUGUACAAGAACAUCUUUACUCCGGACCAGUCCGAAUCAGAGCUAGCAGUGGCCGGUUUACGAGGAAUCGAUGCGCGAAUCAAAGCGGCCGCAUCGCGACCGGCUCGCAAAGAAGAUCCGUUACAGUGCCUGCCACCUGCGCUGGCCACCUUUCCCAUGCACCUGGUCCAACUACUGACGGACACCUUGGGCACGUAUCUCCCCAACGUCCGGGAUAAGAGCUCGCGGGAGAGUCUCCUAACUCAGGUGCUGUACUGCGCGGCCAGCCUGGGUCGGCUUGGAGGGGAUUUUGGCAUGAUCCUGACCGAGCUGGGUGAUGCCACGGAUGACACCGAUGAAGAGGAGGAUGACUUGGCCUAUGAGUGGGAGGAGGUGACACGGAAACACCGAGCCUUGGCAGGGCGACUAGAGCAGCUGACGGGGGGUGGUGGUGGUGGUGUAAAGAUGGACGCCUUUGUGCCUCGAAAGGGGAAGUCAUGA